Molecule: messenger RNA, 5156 nt
Organism: Anolis sagrei ordinatus
Lineage: Eukaryota; Metazoa; Chordata; Lepidosauria; Squamata; Anolidae
Source: RefSeq, a predicted model, not a curated record
UUGUUCUCCCCUCAACCAGGACGAAGAAGAGGAGAUCAAGCAGGAGAUCAACAUGCUGAAGAAGUACUCCCACCACCGCAACAUUGCCACCUACUACGGGGCGUUUGUGAAGAAGAGCCCCCCCGGGAAUGACGACCAGCUCUGGCUGGUGAUGGAGUUCUGUGGUGCCGGCUCCGUGACCGACCUGGUGAAGAACACCAAGGGCAACGCCCUCAAGGAGGACUGCAUCGCCUACAUCUGCAGGGAGAUCCUCCGGGGCCUGGCCCAUCUCCAUGCGCACAAGGUGAUCCACCGGGACAUCAAGGGCCAGAACGUCCUCCUCACGGAGAACGCCGAGGUGAAGCUGGUUGAUUUUGGGGUCAGUGCCCAGCUGGACCGCACGGUGGGUCGGAGGAACACCUUCAUUGGCACCCCGUACUGGAUGGCGCCCGAAGUGAUUGCCUGCGAUGAGAACCCUGACGCCACCUACGACUACAGGAGCGAUAUCUGGUCCCUGGGGAUCACUGCCAUUGAGAUGGCCGAGGGAGCGCCACCCCUGUGCGACAUGCAUCCCAUGCGGGCGCUCUUCCUCAUCCCCCGGAACCCCCCGCCCAAGUUGAAGUCCAAGAAAUGGUCCAAGAAGUUCAUUGACUUCAUCGACAACUGCCUGAUCAAGGCCUACACCAGCCGGCCCUCGACGGAGCAGCUCCUCAAGUUCCCCUUCAUCCGGGACCAGCCCACCGAGCGGCAGGUCCGCAUCCAGCUCAAGGACCACAUUGACCGCACCCGGAAGAAGAGGGGGGAGAAAGAUGAGACGGAGUACGAAUACAGCGGCAGCGAGGAGGAGGACGAGGGGCGCGGCGAGGAAGGGGAGCCCAGCUCCAUCAUGAACGUCCCCGGGGAGUCCACGCUCCGGAGGGAGUUCCUGCGCCUGCAGCAGGAGAACAAGAGCAACUCGGAGGCUCUGAAGCAGCAGCAGCAGCAACUGGCCGCCCAGCACCGCGACUCGGAGGCCCACAUCAAGCACCUCUUGCACCAGCGCCAGAGGCGCAUCGAGGAGCAGAAGGAGGAGCGCCGCCGCGUCGAGGAGCAACAGCGCCGUGAGCGGGAGCAGCGGAAGAUGCAGGAGAAGGAGCAGCAGCGGCGCCUGGAGGACAUGCAGGUCAUGCGCCGCGAGGAGGAGCGCCGCCAGGCCGAGAGGGAGCAGGAGUAUAUCAGGCACAAGUUGGAGGAGGAGCAGAGGCAGCUGGAGAUCCUGCAGCAGCAGCUCCUCCAGGAACAAGCCCUCCUUCUGGAGUACAAGCGGAAGCAGCUGGAGGAGCAGCGGCAGUCGGAGCGCCUCCAGCGCCAACUCCAGCAGGAGCAUGCCUACCUGAAGUCCCUGCAGCAGCAGCAGCAACAACAACAGCAGCAGCAGCAACAGCAGCAACAACAACAGCUUCACAAGCAGCAGCAGCAGGAGAAGAAGUCCCUUUACCACUACAACCGCAGCACCAACCCCACAGAGAAGCCCACCUGGGCACGAGAGGUGGAGGAGCGGACGCGCAUGAACAAGCAGAAUGCGGCCUCCCCGGUGGCCAAGACCAAGAUGGGGGCCUCAGAGGGCGCUGCACCCCCUUCUUCCCGCGCGGAGUCCGUGUCGCUCAACUCCUCCCCGGCCUCCCAGACCCCUCCCAUGCAGCGCCCCGUUGAGCCCCAGGAGGGGCAGCACAAGAGCCACCUGGCCCACCGCGUCCCGCUCAAGCCCUACGCCGCCCCCGUCCCUCGCUCCCAGUCGCUGCAGGACCAGCCCACCAAGAACAUGGCCGCUUUCCCUGUCCAUGACUCCUCCUCCUCCGCCUCCUCCGCCUCUUCCUCCUCCGCCCCCUCCCCGCCUCGGGCGGCCAUGAUCCGGCAGAACUCCGACCCCACCUCCGAGGGGCCCGCCCCGCAGCCGUCGCGGCCCAGUGCCGAGCAGAGAGGACCCUGGGUCAAAAUGGAGGCCGAGCCCCCGCCCAAGGUUCCCCAGCGCACCUCCUCCAUCGCCACCGCCCUCAACACCAGCGGAGCCGGGGGCGGAAGCAGCGGAGUCGGGAUCCGGCCAGCCCACGCUGUCCGAGCCAGCAACCCCGACCUACGGAGGAGCGACCCAGGCUGGGAGCGCACGGAUAGCCUGCUGCAGUCUGGGGGGGCCCACUUGCCACAGCCGGGGUCGCUGGAGCGCAACCGGGUUGGAGGCCCCUUGAAGCUGGACAGCUCUCCCAUUCUGCCUCCAGGGAACAAAGCCAAGGCCGCCGAAGACCACCGGUCCCGACCAGGCCGGCCAGCGAGCUAUAAGCGGGCCAUUGGCGAGAACUUUGUGCUGCUGAAGGAGCGCCCGGAAGAGGCGGCCCCGAAGCCCCUCAAGAAGGCCAUGGACUACUCCUCCUCCAGCGAGGAGCUGGACUCCAGCGAAGAGGAAGAGGAGGAGGAGGAGGAGCGCUCCGAGCCUGGGACAGACACGACGGGGACUCGGGACGGUGACACAGACUCCGUGAGCACGAUGGUGGUGCAUGACGUGGAGGACUUGGCGGGGAGCAGCGGUGGUGGCGGAGGCAGCGGGGGCUCUGAGAGUUCGUACGGCGAGGGCACCAUGUUGGUCCAGCGGACCCCCGACGAGGAGCGUGGCCUCAUGCACAGCGACAGCAACGGCUACACCAACCUCCCAGACGUGGUGCAGCCCAGCCACUCUCCCACCGAGGCCAAGAGCAGCAGCAACGGCUCCUCCUCGCCCGCCAAGGACGCCGCCACCGACUACCAGUCACGCGGUCUGGUCAAGGCCCCAGGGAAGAGCUCCUUCACCAUGUUUGUGGACCUGGGCAUCUACCAGAGCUCCAUGAGCGGCGGAGACACCAUCCCCAUCACYGCCUUUGAUGCGGGGCGCCUGGAACAGCUUCAGCUAGAGGCCCGGAAGGGCUCAGUGGUCAACGUCAACCCCACCAACACCAGGCCACACAGUGACACGCCGGAGAUCCGCAAGUACAAGAAGCGCUUCAACUCGGAGAUCCUGUGUGCCGCCCUUUGGGGGGUCAACCUCCUGGUGGGGACGGAGAAUGGCCUGAUGCUGCUGGACCGCAGCGGUCAAGGCAAGGUGUACAGCCUUAUCAACCGGCGCCGCUUCCAGCAGAUGGAUGUCCUGGAGGGGCUCAACCUGCUGACCACCAUCUCCGGGAAGAGGAACAAGCUCCGCGUGUACUACCUCUCCUGGCUGCGCAACAAGAUCCUGCACAACGACCCAGAAGUGGAGAAGAAGCAGGGCUGGACCACGGUGGGCGACAUGGAGGGCUGCGUUCACUACCGUGUAGUGAAAUAUGAACGGAUCAAGUUCCUGGUCAUCGCGCUCAAGAACUCGGUGGAGGUUUACGCCUGGGCCCCAAAGCCCUACCACAAGUUCAUGGCCUUCAAGUCCUUUGCUGACCUGCCUCACCGGCCGCUGCUGGUAGAGCUGACCGUGGAGGAGGGCCAGCGGCUGAAGGUCAUCUACGGCUCCUGCGCCGGCUUCCAUGCCAUCGACGUGGACUCAGGAAACAACUACGACAUCUACAUCCCUGUACAUAUCCAGUCCCAGAUCACGCCGCACGCCAUCAUCUUCCUGCCGAACACGGAUGGGAUGGAGGUGCUGCUGUGCUACGAGGACGAGGGCGUCUACGUCAACACCUAUGGGCGCAUCAUCAAGGACGUGGUCCUGCAGUGGGGGGAGAUGCCCACCUCCGUCGCCUACAUCUGCUCCAACCAGAUCAUGGGCUGGGGAGAGAAAGCCAUUGAGAUCCGCUCGGUGGAGACGGGCCACCUGGACGGGGUCUUCAUGCACAAGCGGGCCCAGCGCCUCAAGUUCCUCUGCGAGCGCAACGACAAGGUGUUCUUUGCCUCGGUGCGGUCCGGGGGCAGCAGCCAGGUGUACUUCAUGACCCUGAACAGGAACUGCAUCAUGAACUGGUGAAAGGGGCGGGGCGUAGCCCCUCCCCUCCCUCCCCCCUUGCCAAGGGAGGAAGACGAGGGGGGCAGACGUACCCCGCCCCUCUUUCCCUCGGCUGCCAUUUUGGGAAGGAGACGCCCCCCCCAACGCGCCCUGCCUGCCUUGCUCUUCUCUCUUUGACCCCAUUUCAGGGCAUAUUUGGGGGGGGGCACCCUUUGACCCCUGGGAGGAGGACCACCCCCCAUUUUGGGUAGCCAUUUUGGGGGGAGACCCUCUGAGGUCACGACCUGUUCCCCCUCCCACCCUCCCUCCUCACCACCAUCAUCCCAGAAUGCCUCAGCAGGAGGAUCAAAGCCAAAUCAUGUAAAUAAAUAGGCAAAACGUUGGGGGGGGGCUGCUUCAUCGGACGGAUCCCCCCCCCCCCCCGCAUCCAUCAAAUCAGAGGGAACCCUCCUCUCUCUCUCUCCCAUUUUAUCAACUUGGCAGUGAGGCUCAUUGGGGAGGGGGCUGCCAAGGUAUUGCCUUUGGGGGAGGAAGGGAAGUCCUGCCCCUUUAAGGAGACCCCCUCCUCUUCCUCCUCCUUGCCCCCCCCCCCAUCUUUAGCACAAUCCCCUCCCCCCAAUUCACCCCAAAUGGCACACACUCAAAGUGCAGCAAGAGCGCAAACACAAAGUGAGGCUGCUCUUGAGUCCCCGUACCCCCCCCCCCUGCCCCGACGCCCCUUCCCAGCUCCACGGGCUUUGCAAAUGCUCCGCCCCUUCCCCGACCCCCCCAUGAGCAUGUGAUGCGUUUCCCCCCUUUUGCCCCCCUCCCCCCCCAUUGCAGCUCAUGGGGCGACGAUGUCUGUGGAUGUAUAUCAGAAUCAUUCUCCUCCGCGCCCCCCCCCCAAUUCCCCGUCGCAAGAGGGGGGGCGCCGAGUUGUGUAUAUUUUGCUUUCAUGAUCAUUCUUUUGUAAUUGCGGUUGGAGAGUCAUUAACUAACAAAGCACUUUAACGGCCCAGAGGGAGGGGGGGAGGGGGCAUGGGGGGGGGAGAGCCAUCAGCACUUAGGCCUUGAUUUGUGUGACAGCCCCCCCCCACAACCCCCCAAGGGUCAGCAGGUGCAGCCAUGUUGGGGAGGGGGGCGCUACAUUGGGCACCCACCCCCACUGUCCCCUACAAAGGGGGGUGGUCCUGCGUCCCGCCAUCUGCCCGGCCUUCGAUGGGGAGACCCCCCCCCCUUUUCCUGGGCGACUUGGUUUCUU